CUAAAGAAGAAGAAGUUUGCCGACCCGAUUAUUUUUCGAAUGCACAUGGCUGUCGCUAUCGUUGAGGUGUCAGAAUAUAUCUCAGUUACAGAUGCAGAAUUAUGAAACGAACUCAUUUCUGUGUAAUGUAUUUGGAUACUUAAAUUAUUCGUCAGAUCAAACCAAACAACCAUCUACACGGAUAUAAAUCCAACAUAACCGUCGGAUGUUAGCUAAUGAAAGGUAUUUAUGCUAGCUAGCUAAUAUAACGUUGCAACUAAAGUGGACGAAUGUUUUGUCCCGUUGACAAGCUGUUUAUUGUUCUUGUUUUAACCACAUGCGUGUAAGCUGGGUUGUCAGUUUCUUUGGCUUAACCCUGGGUCUUGAUCACGAGGGUGCUAUUUAUGUUGCUGCUAUGUAGCUAGAUGUAAUGUAACGUUAUUCAUCCGGAGAUGUGCGUUGGUACGUUUUUAUCUAUUUAUGUUGUAACACUAUUGAAGGUGCGUAAGCUCUGAAUGAUGGACCUGAAGGUGUUACCUUUGGACAUUGGCGACACAGGAACGCAGAGAUGCAGGCUAGGGCCAGGUUUAAUGACAUCCCUGGGACUAAGGAUUGGGUCCCCGGUUCAUAUUACCAUCUCUGGAGGGGAAUGCCUAUGUACUGCGUGGCCAAGGAGUGACCUUGCAGAUGGAUUUCUACAGUUCGACAGAAAAUGCACAACAAAGGAUCUGAAAGCAGUCACAUUCAGCGACCUGUCUGUCUGUCCAAAGCAGAUCAAAGCAAUAUGUUCUCAAAAACUUAAAGGUGUGAGAGUAAACGUAGUUGUUCAAAGCAUAGAUGUUAAGAAACAUGCCUCUGCUAGUUUUAUUCAUGACCUUGUGAAAGAGAUGCUUCGAGGAAUGUGUGUAGCAGGGCAAUAUAUUGUUGAUGUUACUCAUUUGAAAACACAGGUGCAGUUAAUUCUAAUUGAGCAUCUAGAUCCGUGCAACGCCGACACUGGCUUCAUCACUGCUAAAACCAGCGUGAGCAUCGGAGCGAUCCAGACUCUCAACAGCUACAAAUGCCAGCUGCAGAAACCGCCUGGUGUCUUAUUGGGAGGAAUGGAGGAUGUCUGUGCAUCACUGAAAGAAAUUGUCCAUUUGCCCCUCCGCUACCCAAGAACACUGCAAAAGUUGGGUGUUUCUUGUCCAAGGGGCGUCCUCCUUGUUGGUCCUCCAGGGGUUGGCAAGACCAUGCUGGUGAGAAAUGUGGUGAUGGAAGUUGGUGCCGCUUUGGUAACGGUUAAUGGGCCUGUGGUUCUGGGGUCGAGGCCUGGAGAGAGUGAAGAAAACCUACGGAGGAUGUUCAGACGAGCGAGCGAGGCCGCCCAGGAAGGGCCCUGCGUCCUGUUUAUCGAUGAGAUAGAUUCGUUGUGCCCGAGGCGAGCUAGCUCAACUAGUGCACCUCAGAACAGGGUGGUAGCACAGCUGUUAACACUGAUGGAUGGCAUUGGCAGUGAUGAAAGUUUUGUUAUCAUUGGAGCCACCAACCAGCCAGACACGUUAGACCCUGCCUUGAGACGACCUGGAAGAUUUGACCGAGAGGUCAUCAUUGGUGUGCCAACACUUCGCCAGAGGAAGUCCAUCCUGGACGUGCUCGGUUCUCAGAUGCCUCUCUCCGACGAUGUGGAUUUUGUUUCAUUAGCAGAAAUGACCACAGGCUGUGUGGGAGCUGACUUAAGUGCUCUGUGCAGAGAAGCUGCUUUACAAGCCAUUCUACACAGCCCCCAGGGUUUUCCGAGGCAUGCAGUAGAUAUGAAACAUUUCCUUGAAGCCUUAAAGAAGAUUCAACCCUCCUGUCUUAGGAGCAGCAUCGGCCUAACCGAUUUCAAACCGCUCUCCUGGGAUCAAAUCGGCGGUUUGGAAGAUGUCAAACUAAAACUGAAACAGAGCAUUGAAUGGCCAAUGAAGUUUCCGGAAGCCUUCGUCAGGCUUGGUCUGUCCCGGCCACGAGGUGUCCUGCUGUACGGUCCUCCUGGAUGUGCCAAAACUACCCUUGUGAAAGCUGCUGCCUCGUCCUCGCACUGUGCUUUCCUGUCCGUCAGUGGGGCUGACCUCUUCUCGCCGUUUGUUGGAGAUUCAGAGAAGGCCCUGGCUCAGCUCUUCCGUCAGGCUCGAGCCUGUGCCCCUUCCAUCCUCUUCCUGGACGAGAUUGACAUCUUGGGCUCGCGUGGGGACAGCAGCGCGCCCCACAGUGUCCAGGCCCGGCUGCUGUCUGUGCUGCUGAAUGAGCUGGACGGCGUCGGACUGAAGACCCAGGAGAGGAGAGGGACGCAGAGGGAGAGGUGCCCACCCGAGGGGUCCCCGCCCGAGGGGUCUGCUGAGUUCCAGCAGGAGCUGCAGAUGAGCUACCAGGAAGUAUGCAAUAAGGAUGUGAUGAUUGUAGCUGCCACUAACAGGCCUGAGGCCCUGGACAGUGCUCUGCUGCGACCGGGUAGGCUGGACAAGAUCAUCUGUGUGCCGCCCCCAGACAUGGAGGCCCGGCUGGCCAUCCUGGAGAUCUGUACAAGGAGGAUGCCUCUAGAGUCUGAUGUCUGUCUGAAAGAGCUGGCACAGAAAACCCAUCUGUUCUCUGGGGCUGACUUGGAAAAUCUCUGUAAAGAGGCUGCUCUGCUGAUACUGCAGGAAGAGGGCAUGGACGCAUCCAGCAUAAAACACAGAUACUUCAUUAAAUCACUGCAAAGUAUGACUCCUUCCCUCAAGGACCAGCAAAUACAGCGCUAUCAGAACCUGUUCACAAGUUGAAACUGGACACCUGCAUUCAUUCUUUUUUUGCGUUUUUUGAUAAAAAGAUGUCUAUUUUAGUAUUUACUAUAAAUGGUAUAAUUUUAAGAAUUUUGAGAAACACAAACCUGUGGGAUUAUUCCAAUGGCAAGACCUGUUGUCUUCAAUAAAGAAAAUAACCUGUGGAGUUAAUGCUUAAAUUCUGUUUGUUGAUUCUUUAACACAAGUAGUGUCUCAAUGCGCAACAUUGCAUUUUGAAAUGGCCUGAUCAGGAGACUAGAGGUUAUGCUGCUAGAUGGCUCAUCCUGAUGAUUCAAACUGUUUGCUCAACCACAUGUAAGACCAGCUUUCACUAUAAAGCAGUCUAGUUGAAAACGUUGCGGGAUAGUUAAUAGUGCUGCUCAAGGGCAUGGAUGGAUCCCACAGCCUGGUACUGAGUCUGGUCCAUGCCCACCUGCUGUGGGUCAGAAGACCUGUGGGGCAAUACGCAAUUGGCUGUAACAUUGCCUGGGGCUCAAGACCUUGGCUGGGUGAGAUUCCCUCUUAACACAUUCCCUCCCCUUGCGGUUUUCCCUCGAGGGAGGCAUUUCCCAACUGAAUUUGUGAUACACAACAAGCAAACUUACCCGGUGUUAUGCAAGCAAAACUAAACCCCCCUCACAACCUAUCGGCUCUGCGCAAGCAUUUUCUUACUCUUGUCUCAAGCAUGGAAUAUUGCAUUAUGAGAUUUCCCUUCUUGCUGGAAGCUUGCAUUGUAUACCCUUGGUGUAUAAAAUGAGGGAGUAAUGGAAUAUAAUGGCUGUCUAGCCUUUCAUAACUCGGACCUGACCCCCACUUCACCUGGCCUCCAUGUUUCAAAGGGCUUCCCCCCCUGAAGUAAGGGAAGGAAACAUCAGGAAGAAAGCAUACAAGGUCUGAGGUCCUGGACAGUGCUCUGCUGCGACCGGGUAGGACAAGAUCAUCUGUGUGCCGCCCCCAGACAUGGAGGCCCGGCUGGCCAUCCUGGAGAUCUGUACAAGGAGGAUGCCUCUAGAGUCUGAUGUCUGUCUGAAAGAGCUGGCACAGAAAACCCAUCUGUUCUCUGGGGCUGACUUGGAAAAUCUCUGUAAAGAGGCUGCUCUGCUGAUACUGCAGGAAGAGGGCAUGGACGCAUCCAGCAUAAAACACAGAUACUUCAUUAAAUCACUGCAAAGUAUGACUCCUUCCCUCAAGGACCAGCAAAUACAGCGCUAUCAGAACCUGUUCACAAGUUGAAACUGGACACCUGCAUUCAUUCUUUUUUUGCGUUUUUUGAUAAAAAGAUGUCUAUUUUAGUAUUUACUAUAAAUGGUAUAAUUUUAAGAAUUUUGAGAAACACAAACCUGUGGGAUUAUUCCAAUGGCAAGACCUGUUGUCUUCAAUAAAGAAAAUAACCUGUGGAGUUAAUGCUUAAA
Messenger RNA from Conger conger (European conger), 4174 nucleotides. RefSeq names its product AFG2 AAA ATPase homolog B (gene afg2b). The coding region runs from base 495 to 2762 and encodes 755 amino acids. The transcript has 10 exons. Gene Ontology annotation, molecular function: ATP binding; ATP hydrolysis activity. The record is from RefSeq and is a predicted model, not a curated record. Lineage: Eukaryota; Metazoa; Chordata; Actinopteri; Anguilliformes; Congridae.